CAAAUUAUCGUAUCUACAUGAAUAUUUUAAGCGAUAAAUAUACCUUAAUCGCAUAUCUGAAGUGGAUAUAAAAGAAGCGGCAUCUCUGAAUAACACUACUUCUCAACACACACUGAUGCGUUCUUGAAAUCUUGAUCAAGAUGUUCAACUAUAAGUUACUGUUCUGGAUUUGUGUGCUGCUUUUUGUGGGAUUUGAAACUGUUUUCAAUGAGAAUACAUCGCAAGAAGGAAAAGCAGAUGCUUUUAUAAAAUUAGGAAAUUCUCUGAAUCCUCCGUCACUAUUUCCGCAUCCGUGUCCUAAGCCUCCCGAGAGACCAAUGGAUUGUGCUGAAGUUCUAUUGAAUGGACAUAAUACUAGUGGAGUGUAUACCCUUUGGCCUAAGAGUAGAAUUUUGAGUUGCGAAUCGGUGAAAGCGUACUGCGACAUGGACACUGAUGGGGGUGGCUGGACGGUAAUUCAAAGAAGAGGAAAUUUUUCGAGGCCUGUGGACUAUUUUUACAAGAACUGGAAUGAAUACAAAAGAGGAUUCGGAAAAUUGAAUGAAGAUUUUUGGUUUGGAAAUGAUAAUAUUUUUGCUUUUACUAAUCAAAAGCUGUACUCUGUUCGCUUUGAGCUCUUGUAUUACAAUGACACCCGAGCAUAUGCAGCAUAUGAUAAGUUCUGGAUUGACGACGAAGAUCAAGGUUAUCGCUUACAUAUCAACGGAUAUUAUGGAAAUGCUGGAGAUGAAAUGGCCGAUAACAAUAAUAACAAGUUUAGCACUAAAGACCGAAAUAAUGAUAACUCUACACUACUGUAUAUUUGCGCAGAAUACAUGAAAGGAGCUUGGUGGUACAAUGUAUGCGGAACUGUCAAUCUUAAUGGUCUUUACUUAGGAGAUUGCACAAAUCAUACUGGGAUUUUUUGGGAUUCGAGAACAGAGGGUUUAAAAUCAACCAAAAUCAUGAUAAGACCAUACGACUUUUUAACGACGUAAGCACAUUUUUAAACGUGAAAGUGUCGCAUAAUUUUAUGAAAAGCCCUACUGGACGUCAAGAAAUGUUUUAAUUAUUUUAAGUUACGAGAGACAGGAAUUUUACCUCAAAUAUCUAACUUGCAGAGCUGAUUAUCUUAACACAGAGCCUGAUAUAUAAUCAACUGACACAAAAUUCUCUUUAAUUAUUACUUAUUGUAGAUAUUUCGGAGCUACAGUUGGAUACAUGGAACUGCAGAUCUAUUAUUUACCUUAAGUAUAAUUACGAUUAGUUUGUCUGGCAGAAACUUGCCAUACAGUUUUGUAUUUUAGAAUUUAAGAGAAGAAAAAGUGGACUUUCAUAAAUUUCAUUGUUUUUUGUAUAAUUUUUAUCACCAUGAUUUACAUAUUUUCAUAAAAUUUGUUUUUUUCUCAGAAUUUAUGAAAUAUUUUUAUAUUUUUAUUUUUAAAAAUAUUGCAUAUUGAGUAAAACAUAAGCACCUAAUAAAAUGAAUAUUAAAUGAAAUGUAUUCUCUAUUUAUCUAUUACCACUUUGCUUGAAACCUUUGCAGAUGUCGAUGUCGAUUUUACACCUGUCACUACGUAUUUAAUUAUGUGUUGCAAAAGAUAUCCUAGAGCUGUUUAUGUUUUAAUUCGCCGAAGCUGUGGAACUAUAACUUCAGUUCAAAAGCUCGCAUCUUUCCUUUCUAACUCGUUUUGUCAUAUGUUUGGAAUAAAUUCUUUUGCUGAUAAAGCAACUUUUAGAACUUAA
This is a messenger RNA of Stegodyphus dumicola, 1725 nucleotides long. Its product is annotated as techylectin-like protein. NCBI's taxonomy places the organism in Eukaryota, Metazoa, Arthropoda, Arachnida, Araneae, Eresidae. The record is from RefSeq and is a predicted model, not a curated record.